Molecule: messenger RNA, 2343 nt
Organism: Monascus purpureus
Lineage: Eukaryota; Fungi; Ascomycota; Eurotiomycetes; Eurotiales; Aspergillaceae
Source: the annotation of a GenBank genome assembly
AUGGUGCUAUCCCUACCUGUCCCCAGCUUCUCCAAAUCCUCCACGUCUCCUUCUAAUCAGGCCACCGACGGUAAUCACCAUCAUCCCCUCCUUCCAGCUUCGACAGGACGAUCUUCGGAGAAGAAACAAGGUUGGAAAUCUUCCGCAACUCUGGAAGCGUCUCCUGGAAACCAUUCCACCACCUUAGCCGAGGCCCUCCGCGGCAACCCUUUCGGAGCCACGUCACGAUCUCGCGCUCUGGAGGUGUUGGCCCGUCAGGCUGACGAGCAGAAACGGGAACAGGAAGAACUGAAUGAUGCGCUGGAUAAACUCGCCCGGAUUUUCCCGGACGUGAAGGUCGAGGUGUUUCGAGAACUGCUUGUCCGCUUUGAUGGGCAGAGUCGGCUCCAUGUCUGCGUUGAGCAGCUGCUGAGACACAAGGAGGAAUGGGUUGCGGGAAGAUGGAACACACCGGACGGGAAAGGCUCAAACCCUGAAAACGUCCGACAUGAUGAUGCUGGACGAGAUACCGAUGGAAAUAUUGUGCCUCUUGAGGAACGGUUUCGCACCAAGGAGUACAAGACGUCCGUCAAAACUGUCCUUUCGAAGGAAUUUGGCAGCCUGAGCAAGAGCACUAUCGAUGCUGUGUUGGCGGAGGUGAAUUUUUCCUACACCCGCGCGCGGCCUACACUUCGUGAUCUCUCUCGGAGGACUUGGCGGGCGACCCUCCACAGCAUAUUACCUUCCUUCAAACGCAAGAAGGACAGAGACGACCAUGUCAUGCUAGUGUGGCAGCGUCAUGCUGAUGGACAGAUGGUACCGCGGCUAAAAGAGACUGGAUGCGAGGAACUAGAUCGGGAGUUGCAUGAGGCAUUGCUUACGCCAAUACUCCAGCAAAGGAAGGAGGAGCAAGAAGGGCGAGAUUUUGAGCUUGCUGAAGAGCUGAACGAAAGCGAAGCUAAAGCGGCGGAUUCAUUAUACGAAUGUGAAUGCUGUCUUGGGGAUAUAACGUUCGAACAGAUGUCAACCUGCUCGACCAGCUCGCACAUCAUCUGCUAUAACUGCAUCCGACGGACGUUACAUGAAGCUCUGUUCGGCCAGGGAUGGAAUAAGUCCGUGGAUAUUGAGAGGUCUACGCUCAAGUGUAUUGCUCCGCUUUCACAUGGCACUUGUGAUGGACACUUGCACACCGAAGUCGUCAAGCGUGCUAUCAUUCUGGACAAGGCUGGAUGGGAGAUAUACCGCAAGUUCGAAGACCGGGUGGCCUCCGAAACUCUCCUAAAAUCACAGAUGAAGCUAAUCCGUUGCCCUUUUUGCGCCUAUGCCGAAGCGGACUCCGUCUAUCACCCGUCAGCAAGGGGGAUUUCCUGGCGAUUUCGCCGUGACAGUGUCAUCUCUACGAUUUGCUUGUUUGUCUUUCUUAUUGAUUUGAUACCCCUUUUCGUUAUUCCUUUAAUAAUACUCUUAUUACUCGAUCGUGCUUCUCUGUCCGCUAUUUUCCACAAAUCCCUAUGUAAUCUCUGUCUCAAAAGUCGCCCUAAAAGAUUCACUUGUGCGAGUCCCUCUUGCGGGCAAUCCAGCUGCAUUAACUGCCACAAACCUUGGCGUGAUCCACACAUCUGCCAUGAACCACUGCUACUCGACCUUCGAACGACGGUCGAGGCGGCCCGUACGGCUGCCGUGAAGCGCACUUGUCCUCGCUGCGGACUUUCUUUUGUCAAGUCCUCCGGCUGCAACAAGCUCACCUGCGUAUGUGGGUAUUCCAUGUGCUACCUCUGUCGAAAGGCUUUAGGUCCACGCUUAAGAGGACCUGGUCGUCAAGGGCGUCGAGUGCCACCUCACGAGAACAACGUCAACCCAGAUGGCGCUGCCCUUGGCCCAGAGAUGAAUGAGGAUGAGGACGAGGACGAGGAAGAAGACGAAGAACCCGAGGGCUAUAAGCACUUCUGUGAACACUUCCGCGCCAAUCCAGGCUCCCGGUGCACCGAAUGUAACAAAUGCGAUCUCUACCAAGACGUGGACGAAGAAGCCGUCGCCCGUCGUGCGGGUGAGAAAGCUGAACGCGAAUGGCGGAUGCGGCAAGGCAUGGCUGGAAUCGGAAUUGGAAGCAGACACAUUAACUCGGAUCUUACAGCAUCUCUCAACUCACAAAUUUCUGUCGGCGAUGCAGGCAGGGGUAGCGGCCGAGUUGGUGGCCAUCAUCAGCCAUCAUGGGCACAGGAGCUAGGAUUCCAGUUUGGUUCUCGGGGAAGAGACUGGCGAUAUUGGCUCAAGGACGUCUGGAAGGAUGGCCACUGGAAACUGGAAGGUCAGGCCCUGGUCGAUUCGGUUGUCGAGGCUUUAGUGAUUAUUGAUGAGGUGUGA